This is a messenger RNA of Varanus komodoensis (Komodo dragon), 2080 nucleotides long. RefSeq names its product solute carrier family 22 member 3 (gene SLC22A3). The coding region runs from base 164 to 1798 and encodes 544 amino acids. Lineage: Eukaryota; Metazoa; Chordata; Lepidosauria; Squamata; Varanidae. Gene Ontology annotation, cellular component: membrane. Gene Ontology annotation, biological process: transmembrane transport. The transcript has 11 exons. Gene Ontology annotation, molecular function: transmembrane transporter activity. The record is from RefSeq and is a predicted model, not a curated record.
CAUGUGUGUGGGCGACAGAGACAGAGAAAGCCACAGAGAGAGCGCAUACAUGAUUUAUAAGAAGUACCGUCCGUAGUCACAAAUUCUGAGUGCUGUUAACGCUGCCACCUCUUGGAUUCAUCUGACUUUGUGGAGGGGGUGGGGGGUUGAGCUGCCGGGUACAAUGCCGUCUUUUGAUGAGGUUUUAAAAGAGGCUGGGGAAUUUGGAAGGUUUCAAAAGAGGGUCUUCUUCCUCCUUUCCCAGACUGGCAUAACUUUUUCUUUUUUAUUUGUUGGAGUUGUGUUUCUUGGACAAGAUCCAGAGGAGUAUUGGUGCAAGAUCCCUUGUGCAUCUGAAUUAAGAGACCAUUGUUCAUGGACAGCUGAAGAGGAGUACAAUCUUACCAUUCUAGCUUCAAGUCUGAUGAAUUCUUCCCAGUGCGCAAGUUGGAAUGACACCUGUUAUAACUGUACCAACCCACUAUCUCAUCUUACCAACUACAGCUUGGGCAGUGUACCAUUUACUAGAUGCCUGAAUGGCUGGCUAUACAAAAACCCUCACUCCACUAUUGCCAGCGAGUUUGACCUUGUGUGUGAGAACAGAUGGCUAAUAGAUUUGACACAAUCUCUUCUCAAUCUGGGCUUUCUAGUAGGAGGGUUCAUUCUAGGCUAUGCCGCAGACAGAUAUGGGCGAAUACGCAUUUAUCUCUUCUCUGCCUUUGGGGCAGGACUAUGUGGCCUCAUCGUGGCUUUUGCACAAAACAUUGUAGUAUUUUCAAUAUUUCGUUUUCUACAAGGUGUCUUUGGAAAAGGAACCUGGAUGACAAGCUUUGUCAUUGUGACAGAAAUAGUUGGUUCAGAUGAGCGAAGGAUAGUUGGAAUUAUAAUUCAGAUCUUCUUCACCCUUGGAGUUGUGAUUCUACCUGGAAUUGCUUAUUUAAUUCCCACUUGGCGGUGGAUUCAGUUGGCUACAAUAUUCCCCAACUUCCUUUUCCUCUUGUAUUACUGGCUAAUACCGGAAUCUCCCCGGUGGCUCCUGACUCGCAAAGAAGGGAAAAGGGCCCUAAAGGUUUUGCAAACAAUUGCAGAAAGCAAUGGGAAAAGUCUCCCACCGCAUUUUUCUGAGAUCACAGUUUCUGAUGAGGAGGUUAGUAACCCAUCUCUUCUCGACCUAGUUAGAACUCCGCAGAUGAGAAAAUUCACUCUAAUUUUAAUGUAUGCCUGGUUCACAAGUGCAGUGGUUUACCAAGGGCUUGUUUUGCGUCUGGGAAUCAUAGAAGGAAAUCUUUAUUUGGAGUUCUUCCUCUCAGCUGUGAUGGAAUUACCUGCAGCUUUUUUAAUCUUACUGACAAUUGACCGCAUUGGCCGGUGCCCUCUCUUUGCAAUGAGUGGCAUAGUGGCAGGCAUUGCGUGCUUAAUUACAGCAUUUUUACCAAAAGAUUCCCCACGGUUGAGUACAUCAGUAGCCAUUGUGGCAAGACUGGGGAUCACCAUAUCCUUUGAACUUGUGUAUCUUGUGAACUCUGAAUUGUAUCCUACAGUGUUCAGAAACUUUGGUGUUUCUCUAUGUUCAGGUCUGUGUGAUAUAGGGGGCAUUGUAGCCCCAUUUCUGCUGUACCGACUGGCAGAGAUCUGGUCAGAGCUUCCUCUGAUUAUCUAUUGUAUACUGUCUGUUUUGUGUGGGAUUCUAGUCACUCUUUUACCAGAGACAAAGGGGUUGCCCUUACCAGAGACAGUAGAAGAUGUGGAAAAGCUAUCAAGUAGCUGCCACAGAAGCUGUGGGGAAAGCGGACCUCAGAAUUCCAACAAACACAUGUAAUCUUUUGCAAAAUGCUGCCAGUCACCUGCUUCUGAAUUGGAUGCCUGCCCACUGGAUGCCAAUAUCAUGCCAAAUGGAGAGGGAAGAUCCAAUUGUGUCUUAACGAAUAGCCCUAAAAGCACCUUUUCUCAAUAUGAAGACACAUAAAACAUAUAGUAUUUUUCUAUGGACUUUGGAAAUAUAAAUGCGUUUGCUGAGCCUAUUGUUUCCAGACAGGAAAUGAUUACAUGUGGCACUUGUAGAAGGGUAAUGACUUCCAUUAAAUAACUUGUUUUACUUUGG